AUGUCAAUUUUAGAUUUAUUUGCUUCUAUUGUUGUAUUAUUCAUUCUAAAGUUUUAUUAUGACUAUUUCACUCGUUCAACACCAUAUCCAGGCCCACUUCCUUUACCUAUCAUAGGUAACCUACAUCAAUAUUACUAUCAUAGUAAUGAUUUUUUAUCUUGGCUUCACCAAUUAAGUUCGAAAUAUGGAGAUAUAUUUGAAUUGUACUUUGGAUCUUGUAGAUAUUUAAUGAUUAGUGAUCCACGAAUAGUUGAAAGAGUUAUGAGUCCAGUAAAAGAUAGUAAUUAUUUUGUGCGUGUUACUGCAAAAGAUGGUUUAGAUGAAUUAAAGAAAGGCAAUAAUGGAUUAUUAUUUAACGUAGAUUUCAAUUCUUGGUCUUAUAUUAGAAAAUUUUUUAAGGUGAUAAUGACACCUAAUAAUUUAAAAUUGGAAAUAUUAAACAAUGUUUUUCAAGAUUUAGAAAGUUAUUGGAAUUGUUUGAUUGAAGAACAUGGACAAUUUCUGAAUGAUGAACAGGAAAAAUCAAUAGAAAUUGAAUUUGUACCUUGGAUUAGAAAAUUUUUUGCAGAAACAAUAAUGCUUUUAACAGCAAGCAAGAAGCUUGAAUUAUUAUCGAAUCAUUAUAAUAGGAUUACAAAGAAUUUCAACAAUAGUCAAGAUUCAAAUGAAGAAUUUUUGGAUCGUAUAAUUCUUGCUUCUGAGUGUGUGCAAUAUUAUUUAGUGGUUCCACCAUUUUUACGUAAUUUUCCACUUAUAAAGUUUUACACAAAUUAUCUAUACAAGAAUAUGUCCUGGACAAGAAAUUACGCUUGUGAUAUUGUCAAAGAAAAUAGAAAAAAAAUUGAAUCCAUUGACGAUAAAGAGAAAUUGACGUUUGAUAUUUUAAAUAUGUUAUUAACUGCAAAUACACCAAAAGACAUUACUCGAGGCAUUUCUAAUGAUGACAAGAUUCCCAUGACUGAUGAAGAAAUUGCUGAUAAUAUGGUGGAGAUACUUAGUGAAGGAAUUGAUAGCCCUGCAAACACUCUAUUAUUUAUUGUUUAUUAUGUUGGAAAUCAUUUGGAUGUUGAGAAACUUAUUAUUGAUGAAAUUGAACGAGUAUUUGGUCAUGGAUCUGAUUUUAAUAUUACCUAUGAAGAUUUAAGUAAACUUGAAUAUAUCGAAGCUGUGAUAAAAGAAG
This is a messenger RNA of Racocetra persica, 1180 nucleotides long. Lineage: Eukaryota; Fungi; Glomeromycota; Glomeromycetes; Diversisporales; Gigasporaceae. The record is from the annotation of a GenBank genome assembly.